GUGCAUGCAUUGAGUCUUGAAACCGACUUUAAACAUGGCUGCCACCAGAUACCGUCGAUUUCUGAAGCUGUGCGAGGAAUUGCCAAAGGACGAAUCCAAGAAAGGCCGAGAUUUAGGAACGUUUUUACGCCAAAGAGUCGCUAGUGCUUUCCGAGAAGGGGAAAAUACGCAGAUUUCAGAUCCAGAGAAAUGUGAUCAGAUGUAUGAAAGUCUGGCUCGCAUCAACAGUAAUGUGUACAAAGAAAAGUUUCCAAGGGCAAAAGAUACAAGUUUUACAGGUGUAACGGUGGAGGAGUGCCGAAUACUUUUGGCAACAGGAAACACAGAUGAGGAGAAAAAAGGAUUGUGGAAGACACUAAUGGAGCGCUUCUCCUCCAAACCUGAAGAUGGAACCCCUGAAAAAGCUGAAAAAUAAUCCUCAUAUUGGCACAGCUCUUAUUUAUUCCCCUUUGCACUUUUUCAAAUAAAAGGAUUAAGGCGUGUAUGUAAAUCUUCAAUUCUCACAGCUGCAGCUCUCUUCAUGUUGAUCUUUUAUGUUGGACAGAGACUUCUAAGAUUUAAAACUGAUGGUUUUAUUUGGAAUGCUGUUAAAAAUGGAGAAAUGUGAUUAAUUCUGGAAAAAAUAUAUAGUUAUACAAUGUUAAUCUUUGGUUUUAUUGCAUAUUUUCUCUUGAAUCCAUAAUAAAAAUAUUUUGUGUUU
Messenger RNA from Carassius auratus (goldfish), 700 nucleotides. It is a transcript of the gene uqcc2, whose product is annotated as ubiquinol-cytochrome c reductase complex assembly factor 2. The transcript has 4 exons. Gene Ontology annotation, cellular component: mitochondrial matrix. The record is from RefSeq and is a predicted model, not a curated record. The coding region runs from base 35 to 415 and encodes 126 amino acids. Gene Ontology annotation, biological process: mitochondrial respiratory chain complex III assembly. Lineage: Eukaryota; Metazoa; Chordata; Actinopteri; Cypriniformes; Cyprinidae.